This is a messenger RNA of Alligator mississippiensis (American alligator), 10248 nucleotides long. RefSeq names its product Rho GTPase activating protein 31 (gene ARHGAP31). The record is from RefSeq and is a predicted model, not a curated record. The coding region runs from base 778 to 5232 and encodes 1484 amino acids. Gene Ontology annotation, biological process: small GTPase-mediated signal transduction. The transcript is spliced from 12 exons. Lineage: Eukaryota; Metazoa; Chordata; Crocodylia; Alligatoridae. Gene Ontology annotation, molecular function: GTPase activator activity.
AAACUUCGCUGUCUGCCUUCCCUCAUCCCUACUGCACACACUCUCUGCUGCCAAAAAAACGGCCAUCCUCCGCCCCCUCCUCAGCUAACUUCCUUCCAGCAUUUCCUGAGCUGGAUAAUCCCAGGAUCUGUAAAACAGGGGAAAAGGAGAGGGAGAGGGAGGACAGGAAACUCGUUUCUCAUUCCACUACUGCUGUCCGAAGGCAAACGGGCAAGGGAAGGCAGGGCUGGAGAGCUAAGAGGAGCUUCAUACAGCCUUUGCCUGGGUCCCUCUUCAUUGGUGUUUUUGGAGCUUUCAGUUUCUUCCACAAGUUCAGGGAAGAAAGAAGUUUAAAAAGAGGGGAGUUUUUCCUCUCAACAGUGGGCAGGACCUACUGACUUUCCAUCCUGUGGGUGGCUUUGGAGGGGACCACUGAGGAGACGACACCCACCUCUGCCUUCGUCUGCCCUGACUCGCCAGCUCUGAUGUGGACACCAGUCUACCACCCACCACCCUCUGAUGAGAUCCCUUCCGGGCUUGGGCUAUGAUCACUGCUGCUGCCUGCUGGGGAGCCUUCUCUCGUCCUGAUCUUCCCCUGCCACACAAGCAACCCAACAUCUGGUGGGGAUUAAUGCACAUUUCUCUGGCCGGACGUCCUGCGAGACCCCCGAUGUCACCUCCCGGGAGCGGGAUACAGGCAGUGGUCUGAGGAGAAGCGUGAGCUGUGCCUGCGCUUGGUGUGAGGGGGGGGGAGGGGGGUUCGGCAGGAGGGGGGUGAGCCUCUUUUGGGACUAACUCAUGAAGAACAAGGGAGCGAAGCAGAAGCUCAAGAGGAAGGGAGUCGCGAGCGUGUUCGGCUGUGACCUGACGGAAUAUCUGGAGGGCUCUGGGCAGGAUGUCCCCUACGUGCUGAGGAGCUGUGCAGAGUUCAUUGAAACUCAUGGCAUUGUGGAUGGGAUCUACCGGCUCUCUGGCAUAACAUCCAACAUUCAGAAGCUGAGGCAAGAAUUUGUUUCUGACCAAUGCCCAGACCUCACAAGGGAAGUUUACCUCCAGGAUAUUCACUGUGUGGGGUCACUCUGCAAGCUGUACUUCAGGGAGCUGCCCAACCCCCUCCUCACUUAUGAACUCUACAAGAAAUUCACGGAGGCAGUAUCACGCUUCCCAGAAGACCAGCAACUGGCCCAAAUCCAAAAUGUCAUCCAGGAGCUCCCACCAUCACACUACAGGACACUGGAAUACCUGAUCAAGCACCUGACUCACCUGGCUUCCUUCAGCAACAUGACGAACAUGCACACCAGAAACCUGGCACUAGUGUGGGCUCCUAAUCUUCUCAGAUCAAAGGAGAUUGAGGCUAUAGGCUGCAACGGGGAUGCGGCCUUCUUGGAAGUGCGAGUCCAGCAGCUGGUGAUCGAGUUCAUCCUGAACCAUGUGGAUCAGAUCUUUAACAACAUAAAAGCCAGCUCCAUGGAGAAUGAUGAGAGCAUGCCAGUGGUGAAGAGUCUUACCCUCCCCUCAGCCUCCUUGCCCAUGAAACUGGUGAGCCUUGAAGAAGCUCAGGCCCGGAGUCUGUCAGCUUCCCACCCUGCCCGGAAGGAGAGAAGAGAGAACAGCUUGCCUGAGAUUGUCCCAGUUACUGGAUCCUUUUUCCAUACUGUCGUUGACUUACCCGACAGCAAGAGAAAAUUAUCCACCAAGUCCAAAAAAUGGAAGUCAAUAUUUAACCUGGGCCGGUCUGGGUCGGAAUCAAAACCUAAACUGAGCCGAAAUGGCAGUGUCUUUGUGAGAGCGCAGAAGCUGUCUGAGAAAGCAACAAUUAGACCUGCUAAAAGCAUGGACUCGCUGUGUUCCCUGCCUGUGGAAGGGGAGGAUGAGAAGAGCCGGUUCAAACGCACAGUGGCUGCUGGAGGAUUCUUCAUUCCAGUGAUGAAGGUGCGGACAGGAGGCACGGGAAGCUCGUACGACCUCAGCAAGGAGAAUGAGUGGAACCAUGAAGGGACCAUCACAGGAGCCAUGGGAGGUUCAGAGCACAGUGGGGACAAAGCCUCCCCCAGGACCUCUCAGGCUCGGCCGCCCCCUGAGCAGCUGAAGGUAUUCCGGGCUGCGGAGGACCCUGAGAACGAGCAGACCUCCCCGAAGAUGUGCCGCAUGUUCUACACCUCAGAGGUGGCUGCCAAGUCAGGCUUCCCCAGCAACCUCUUCCCUCUGGAGGCCUCCCCUCGGCACCAAAGGAAAGCCCUGACCAUCUCAGAGCCCUUUGCUGUCUCUGUGCCCCUCCGGGUGUCUGCAGUCAUCAGCACCAACAGCACCCCAUGCCGUGUCCCUGCCAAGGACAAGCCGGUCCUUUCCAGCUUGGAGGAACUGUGUCCCUUGGGGGCAGAUGGCUCCACCCCCACUGCACAAGAAGAGGAAAGCCAUGCCAGGCCUGAGCAGGCCACAGGCAGGGAGGAGAAGGCACCUAGGGAGGAGAAGGCACCUGGGGAUGAGACUGCAGCAGGUUCUUCCAUUGAGAAACUGCCAGCAGCCAGAAAGCCUGUACCUUUAGAAACCCCCAAACCAAUAGCAGAAAACCAGGAGCCAGUGGGUGGCAGGAACAACAGUAGCAUUAAGAAAAGCCCAGUACAUGAUGCUAACCUGGCUCAGGCAUCAGCAUCAGAGACCCCAGCAGGCCUGUGCCCAGCAGAGGAAUCCAUGCACAGCCAGGUCAGGAUGAAGGAAGGCCUAUCAGAAAGGGACAGCUGGCAGCAGGAGAUCUCAAGGGCUAAAGAGGUGGAGGCCUUGUUUCUCAGAGAACUGGCUGAAGAUGAUGCUGCCAAUGCCCUACUGGAACCCCUAUGGCCAGAGAUUCAACAGGAGCUCAAAAUUAUUGAGCCUGAAGAGGAGCUCUCGUCCUUCCCCACAGUGGCCCCAGAGGCAGGCCAACCCCAGCAAGUGUUAACACUCGGGAGUGAGUCUGCUGCCUCACCGCAAACAAAUAGUUUCUCCUGUGGCUCAGUGGUGGCCCCAGGCCUGUCCGAACUAGGAACUGUAGUCAGAACCUCAUGCAUCACAUCUCAAGGUCCAUUAUGUGGUGUCCCCUCCAAAGAUGGAUCCAGUGGCCUCCAGAGUUUUCAAUCUGAACAGGCUGCACAGCCUGACAGGGCUGCUGCCGUACCCAGGCCAGGCGCUGUGCCCUGUGGGACUGCUGCCCCAAACAACCACCCAAAAGUGGAGGGCCUUGCAAGUGCUCUUCAUCCCCCUCCCCAAGACUUGAAGCUUCAUGGAGAGCAAGGGCUUGAGGAGGUUCUUUCCAGAGAUGAACUCUCUGGCCCCAAAGGUGCCUGUUUGGACUCAGAGAAGAGAAAAGGCAGCAGUAGCCUGCCACUGAGGGAAAAGGGUGGCAUCCCUAUAGGACAGGACAGAGCCCAGGCUGAAAGGGAGAAGGUUGGCAAAAUGGCUUCAGGUGUAGGCAGUGUGUUCCUGUCAAAGAUGCAAAAUGGAGUCAGAGUCCCACAUCCCUUAGAGGGCAAUGUAGCCAACAAAGCCCAAGAGACAUUUGACCAAGAGGAAGAGGAGGCAUGGACAGACAACGUGCAGGGCUUGGAGCUGGUAGAGCCUUGGGAGGAUCACCAGUGGGUGACCAGCCCACUCCACUCCCCCACUUUCAAGGACAUCCAAGAAAAGGGGAUGCCAGACUUUCAGCCGCCAAGUCACGGAGCAGAGGGGAGCCUUGCCACUCGGCCACGAUUCAGCCGUAGCCUUUCCCUGGAUAGUAAAGACACGGUGAUGAGUCUGUGGAUUGUCCAGCCACCUUCCACAAAUGCAGCUGAAAAGCCCCCCUGUGACAAUCUUUUACUCGGGGCUGGGAAGGUGUCAGUCUCACCGUGUGGCCCAAGCAAAGUCGAGCAAGAUGAGAGCUAUCUGAGUCUUCCAGAGGCACUGCCUGCCAGGCUGGAGGGACAGGGUAUGGUCUCUCUUUCAGAGCCAGAGCAGAAAGAAGUGCAUAGGAGCAAAGCUAACCCUCUGGGCUUGAAGCCAGAGCUGUCUUUGUCACACCAUAAUAACCCAGACAAUUCCUUACAGCCAAAGAACACAGAUGAAGACCCACCCAAGCUUCAAGACGUCAUGCUCAGUGAAGCGUCCCUGCCCAAAGGACUGUGUUCUGCCAGUGAGUCACAGCUAGGUAGCAACAAAAGUGAAGACACUCCCCGUAAAAUGAGAACCAGGCCGUCAUCUCUCAACCUGGAUUCUUUUCUUUCAGCCCCAGAUUUCUUCAAGUUUGAGGGCCUGGUCAUGCCCACUUCACCUGGAAACAUCCUGUGUGGGCAGAAGGAAAUGAAGGGCAGUGAUUCUGUCCCAUCACUGCCUGUUGCUUGCCCUGCUGGGAACACAGCUGACUACUGGGGAUCUCGCUUUGAGGCUUGCAGAGACCUAGACCUAGAUUACAUGACUGUGACCCAUGCCACCACAGGCCGCCGUAACUCUGCCCCUGUGAGUGUGUCAGCGGUGAGGACCUCCUUUAUGGUCAAGAUGUGCCAGGCCAGAGCAGUGCCGGUGAUACCGCCCAAGAUUCAGUAUACACAGAUCCCACAGCCAUUGCAGCCUCAGAAGGCUGAUGAGGAUGCCUCUCCAGCACCAGAGAAGAAGGAAACAGAAGCAAGUUCAGCCACUCAGCAGACUCACAGGGCAGCUUGGAGUCACCCUGAGCCUCCAAAGAGCCCACGGGCAGAGAAGAAAGCCAAAGAGGAGAAAGAAAACAGUACCCCCACUGAAAUGGAUUCAACCCCUUCCAGCCAGAGUGGCCUCAACCCUCCUCCAGACCUGUCUCACUCCAAUAAUACUUCCAGCCAGGAUGCCCCUGUGCUGCGUCGGAAGCGCACCUCAGAGGGGGAGACCUCAGCGGACAACCCCCAGUCCUCAAAAAUGGAGAGGCCAUCAGGAUUCUCCAAGCCUUCCUACAGAUCCAGGCCAGGAAGGCCACAGAGCCUUAUUCUCUUCAGCCCCCCUUUCCCCAUCAUGGACCACCCCUCUUCCUCCACAGACUCCAGGGUGUUGUUAUCACCCAUAAGAAGCCCCUCUCAGACCACCUCUCCCACCCCCAUUUGUGGCGAUCUGUCUGGGACUCCGCGGACAACGCCUGAGGGGGUCACUCUGAGGAACAAAAUGACCAUCCCCAAGAAUGGCCAAAGACUGGAGACCUCCACCAGCUGUUUUUAUCAGCCCCAGAGGAGGUCAGUGAUUCUAGAUGGGAGAAGUGGGAGGCAGAUUGAAUAAAGGCAUUUCCCCUCCUCUCCUCUUCCCUGGUGGAUGAGACAGGAGCAUCUAUUUGUUGCUGUUGUUAUUGUUCUUAUAAAUAUUCUAUGCAAGGAGGACACAAAUCCCCCCACCCUUUUUUGUCUCCUAUAGAGCAUUUUGCUACUGAGGUUCAUGUUCUCUCUGUCUUCCUUUUGCUUCUGGCCCUCCCCACUUCUCCCGACCCCAUAUUAUCUGCUUUAUCCCAAGGAAUUUGUCUUUCCUCUGUCUUAUUUUCUAACAUGGACUGUCUGAAAACCUUGCCCUCUGUCUGGAAAAAAACUUGCUGUGUUCCAGCGGACUUGAGGACAAGGAGGUAAGAUCCAGCAGGGACAUCCUUUUCCCUUCCUAAUGAAGGACCAAUUGCACAUCCAGCUUUGCUGACCUGUUCUGGGUGGGAUGGGACAAGAUAAUGCUUGAGAUCCCUCUCAACGCUAUGAGUCUUUAGGCAAACUGCAGAGGAAGCUGGUGGUACCUGAAGGUAGGAAGGCAAAACUCACUUGUGAAGAUCAUGUUGGAUGUGAGUUACUCCAGAGAGCCCCCGUGUACCAAUACUCCACAUGGAAGGCACUGCCUUUAGCUGUAGUCUUGCAAGAUAGAUGUACCUCCCCACCAGAAUAGACAAAGGCUGGAAGGAACGUAGCUGGAUAGGAGAAGUCCAACUUCCCUUUUAACCUACUGAUCUGUGCAUGCCUGGUUGUAUCACAGAUAAUACCUCCUGUGGUAAAAUUUGGUUGGAGGUUGCUUGUGGCUGGCUCUCUGGUUACAGGGUGGUGGUGGCUACUCUGGCUGGUGGUGGUAGAAGUGACAUUUUGGGUCAAAAGGAAAACCAGGAUCAACUUUUUGUUAUCCUGUAAGGCCAGUUCAUGAGCCCACAAUUCUCCCCAGCCACUAGUUCACCUGUAGCCAUCUUGUCCACCUCCAGUUGCAUAGCAACCCACCUGCUUGACAAAUAUGAGAGCAUCUAACCAGCAUGUCCUUGGUCUUGGCCUACCCAUCUCCUGAUUUGUGCUUAUCCAGCUGGUGGCCUCCCACUUCUGCCAAGUGGCAUGACUUGGGCCAUUGGCUUCUUGCUCCUUCCAUCUUUCACAAGACUGUAGCUCAGCUCUACUGACUGCCUGCCUUACUCCCACUUACCUGGCCAACAGGCAUCUUCAGACCAGUGAGGAACAAUGCAAAAAGGAUGAUUUGCAGGUGCACAGAGCAGACCAUAAACCAUAUCCUGAGUGGAAAGGAAGGGGAAUUCCAUUUUAAUUAAGCUCAUGCCUGGGAAGGCUGUUAUCAUUGCUAGCAACUAUGUAUUCAUAUAGAGACAAGCUGCCAGUGGCUUCCAUUAUAAACCUUCUAACUCUAAAUUAACCACAGACUCAGCUGUUGAUUAGUGUAUGACUGUAGACUUUGUUGUAUAGCCCCAUGCAGUCCAUGGUGUCUCUGUAUUUGAAGACCACUAGUGAUACUGUAGCACGGAGACACAUACCAGUGCUACCACCAACAUGACAUGGUUCUAGCAAUUACAUCUGUAGAGCUCAGAAUCUACCUGAUACUUAGCAUGUGCUGCAGUUUGAAUAGGAACUAAGCAGCUAGAAGGGCAGGACUAGGAUUCCCACUACAACCGAUGAAAUCUCCAGUUGGCUGUGGGCUUGGACUCGCAACACGUUUACACUGGUGUAAUCGGUUUGGAUGUGGGUGUGACAAAAGUAGAGUAAACACUUAAUGUAGAGCUCUAUACCAGUAAUUCACUUAAGCCUGGUGUAGAAUUAUCCUGAAAAUAAUUACAGGUAGGACUACAUCAUAGUACUUUGUGUGUCCACACCUUAUUCCAGAAGAGCAGUUUGCUCCAGGCAAGCCAUAUACAGCUAUUCUGGGAGAGUAAUAUCUUUCAGCCCUGGAUCCAGGUGUAGUUUACAUUGAUGUAAAAAACUGAGGUAAGUUACACUGGCACAAACGUGUAAUCACUAGAUCCUGUGUUUAGAUUUUUAUUUAAAGGAAUGUCCAUUGUUGGUGUUUCAACUGUAGCUGUUGCUGGUUAGCAGGUGAGGUCUGUGCAAGAAAUUGCCACUUACUUGGUAUUAUCAGGACUCUAAGCUCUAGAUUCAUGAAGGUAUUUAGAUAGCUAACUAACUCCCACUAAUUUCAAAGGGCAGGUAUGAAAGAUUAUGUAAAUCAAGGCAGAGGAGAACUAGUUCUAGAUGCCAAAUUAGCCUAGAAAAAACCUAUAAGAAAGCAGUGCAGCAGCCUGCCUUGAGCAUGGGACUCCCCCCUAACAAUGAUUGCAUCUUGUACCUUGACUAUCUGCAGUCUCCCAAAGCAAGCAGCAAAGCUUGUCUCUCCAACUUUCUUUUAACAUAAUUCUGCUGUUUGUUUAAUUUGCCUGGGAGCCAAGGGCCCUCAUCCAGCUCUUUGUGAGAGGCCUGGAUUCUUAGUCAUGGCCAUACAGUGAAAGGGAAGUGGUGAGGCUUGGGUAGGCACAGCAUUUAACAGUUUACUGCAAAACUUUUUUGCAAACAUAAUGUGAAUAUAAAUGGUUCUAAAGUGUUUCAGUUUCAAUGAGCAGCUGUUGCAGUGUGUGUGAGAAACUGUGAAGGGAGAGUAGGAAUAGAUAAACGAGUUUCAAAAAGUGAAAUGUCAAAAAGACACUGAAGUGAUGAAAGGUUGACUCCUGAAAUGCUCUAAUUUUUUGAUAUAAUGAAAUCUCUGAGACUAAAAACUGAAGGAAGGGUAGUAUGCAUAAUAUAUAUAAUCUUAAUGGGGUCCCUGUAAAAUAAUGAUAUCUAUUUUGCAGCUUGGACCCCUAUUUACUUAAAAUUUCUGUUCUGAACUUCAGAUGAUGCACCCAGCAAGAUGCCCUGCAUAUAGGGACAUCUCUUGUAGAACAACAGAAAUUGCCCUGUUUAUCAUCAUAAAGUUGGGCUUGGGACCUCAAGUUUUGCAAAAGUGGGAGUAUUUGGAUCAAGUGUUCCAGCUCAGCUCCCUGGAGAUGUGGGCCCCAAGGUACCAGGUUCAGCUCUGGAGACAAACUUCUCCAGAGUUCAUGGCAUUUGAAAGUGGGAUUCAGUGUCAAACCUGUUUCUUCUAUAGUUAGUUAUGUGCAGUCAGUAGAACCACAUUUAUGCUAGAGCCAUACUGUUCUAACUGAAUUAUGGCAAACUGCAAUGAUGCAGUGUAUUCAUACCAGCCACCCCUUUUUUGGUGCACUUCUGCCCCAUCUCCGUAUACAACAUAUCCUGCACACAUAGCAGCAGUGCACUGGGGAUAUCAAAUCCAUGGUUUCAAGCAUGGCUCUUCAAAUCUGGGGAUUGUGGGAGUUUCUGCAAGGUACUGUAACAGAAUAGAUAUAUGAGAGAUGGACUUACUGCCUAUUCUUAAUGCUUGGAAAUGGCUUUCCAAGAUCUUAGGGUUGGAUCUACACACUUGCAGACCACAUGGCUGCAAAAACUACUCACAGAGUUUGAAAUGAGUAUAGUUCUCACCCUCCUGAGAAGAGUUUUAGGAUCUUUUCUAGGGUUUGCAGACCUGAUGUUCUCAGUCCUGACAUAGUAGGACAAACCUCUGUUGCUUAUAAGAUCUAGAAGCAUAACCCAGAGGAGUAACUUAGAUGCAUGCAAAUCCUAUUAAAUACAGGGGUGUUGACAUGUGAGAAAUUACUUAGCUGGAUGAAGAAAUUCUUGGCAGGUAUAGGAAACCUCUGGCUGGAUGGGUGGGGUGCUCGUGUGAGACACCUAUCUGAUGGGUAGGGGUGUUGCUGGGUAUAGGAGACACCUGGUAGGAUGGGAAGGGUGCUGGUGAAUGUGGAACUAGAGGGUGUUGUCUUUGCUGAAAAUAAUCAGGGAGCAGGACUAUAUGUUACACUAGCAACUAUGUUGACAUAGACUAUCUAUUCCACUUGAUCACUGAGCAAGGAGUAAAGUGCUUUUCUGAGGCAGCAGUUCUGCACAGGAAGGCUUCACAGGAGCUUAGAUCUGCAAGACACAAUAUCAGCAAAGCCUGCAAUGAUUCCAUUCAGCCAGAAUCCGGAAGGUGCAAUCAAAAGCUUUCAAUCUUUCCUCUCUUUGGUUAUUAAAAUGCCAGUGCUGAUGACUCUUGUGUUAAAUUGAUAUAUAUAUAUAUAUAUAUAAAAGAGCAGUUAUAUAUAAAUAUAUAUAUAUAUAAAAGUGUAAUUAAAAGUGAAGGAAUUGUCUAAACAGCGUCUAUUACCUCUGUGAACCUCGGCCAAUGUUUAGAAAUGUUGUCCUUUAAAACGUCUCUGCCUCUGAGAGCAUGAAAUGGAAUGGCCUGUUCCCCAGGAACGAGAAGCUCGUUAGAUCUGCUGAAUGGCCGUGGGGCAGUAGGGGCCUGAUCUCCUCUCUCUUGAAGUUAGUAGUGACACUCCCACUGAUACCAGUGAGAACAGGACUGGGGACUCAACAAGUACUGACCAGACCUGUGAGCCCCAAUAUUGUGUGACUAAAACCGCCUCAUGCCCUUGUCCCCUACUCCUUCGAGAUCUGUUGGAGUUUCAGCCUCACCACUUAAUGCUCCCCGGAGUAAACCUACAGGGGACUUGGCUAGGCUAGGGGGUCACCCAUAUUCUUUGUAGUCACAACUUGCUCCCACUUCAACUACUCAGCAGGAAUGGAGCCUGGUGCAUUUACCAGUGUAGCAACUUCAGCUGGUGGCUAAGUGGGACAGUACUGAGGAAGGAGAAGGAACCAAGUAGCCAGGUUCUGCUUUAGGGCUGAAUGGUAAGUGCAGACACCAAGAAAAAAUAAAGUUGAAGCCUACUGCACCCCCUUCAGUGAACUGGAUUCAUGCAAAGCAGAUGGUUGGAAAUCAGACACUGUGAAGGGACAGGCUCACUUGCUGUCACUUAUUUCUUCUGGUACUCCUGCUGGAUGGUGUUCUUGUUAAGCAUUGUGUCCAGGUGGGCUGCCUGAUUUGUGCGUUACUGCUUUUUUUUUUUUUUAAAGAGAGUUUUUCCAGGUCUCAUCCAAGAGAUUAAACUGGAGUUUUUAUAAAACA